Molecule: messenger RNA, 2497 nt
Organism: Cricetulus griseus (Chinese hamster)
Lineage: Eukaryota; Metazoa; Chordata; Mammalia; Rodentia; Cricetidae
Source: RefSeq, a predicted model, not a curated record
GGGGGGGGGAGAGGCACACACAGAGGCGCGGAGGCUCGGAGAGAGGAGACGUGGAGGGAGGGACGGAGCCUGGACAGCGGUGGACGGGGACGCGCGCGCCAGGCAAAGCGCAGCGCUCAGCAGGCGCCGGGAACCGAGAGGGGAGGCUCGGGUGAUCUCUGGCCUUCCAUGCACAGAGCGCCCUCUCCUACAGCGGAGCAGCCACCUGGCAGAGGGGAUAACACCCGCCGGACCCCGCAGCCCCGACUCAAGGCAAGUGCCUCGACCAUGGCACUGCCUCGAACGCUGGGUGAGCUGCAGCUGUAUCGGGUCCUGCAGCGUGCCAACCUCCUUUCCUACUACGAGACCUUCAUCCAGCAGGGAGGGGACGAUGUGCAGCAGCUGUGUGAAGCCGGUGAGGAGGAGUUUCUGGAAAUCAUGGCACUUGUGGGCAUGGCCACCAAACCACUCCAUGUCCGACGUCUACAGAAGGCUCUGAGAGAGUGGGCCACCAACCCAGGGCUCUUCAGCCAGCCAGUGCCUGCUGUACCCGUCUCCAGCAUCCCACUUUUCAAGAUCUCUGAGACGGCGGGUACUCGGAAAGGGAGCAUGAGCAAUGGGCACGGCAGCCCGGGAGAAAAGGCAGGCAGUGCCCGAAGUUUUAGUCCCAAGAGUCCCCUUGAACUUGGAGAGAAGCUGUCACCGCUUCCUGGAGGACCUGGAGCAGGGGAUCCCCGGAUCUGGCCGGGCCAGAGUACUCCAGAAUCUGACGUUGGAGCAGGCGGAGAAGAGGAGGCUGGGUCACCCCCUUUCUCCCCACCUGCAUCGGGAGGAGUCCCCGAGGGGACUGGGGCGGUGGGGAUGGCUGCCGGUGGGACUGGGGGUGGUCCAGACCGCCUGGAACCGGAAAUGGUACGGAUGGUGGUAGAGAGUGUGGAGAGGAUCUUCCGGAGUUUCCCCAGGGGUGAUGCUGGAGAGGUCACAUCCCUGCUGAAGCUGAAUAAGAAGCUGGCGCGGAGUGUGGGCCACAUCUUUGAGAUGGAUGACAACGACAGCCAGAAAGAAGAGGAGAUCCGGAAGUACAGCAUCAUCUAUGGCCGCCUGGACUCCAAGCGGCGGGAGGGCAAGCAGCUCAGCUUGCAUGAGCUGACCAUCAACGAGGCUGCUGCCCAGUUCUGCAUGAGGGACAACACACUUUUACUUCGAAGGGUAGAACUCUUCUCAUUGUCCCGCCAAGUAGCCCGAGAGAGCACCUAUCUUUCCUCCUUGAAGGGAUCCAGGCUUCACUCUGAAGAGUUAGGAGGCCCACCACUGAAGAAACUGAAACAAGAGGUUGGGGAACAGAGUCAUACCGAAAUCCAGCAGCCUCCCCCAGGCCCCGAGUCCUAUGCACCCCCAUACCGCCCCAGCCUAGAGGAGGACAGCGCCAGUCUGUCUGGGGAGAGCCUAGAUGGCCACUUGCAGGCUGUGGGGUCGUGCCCAAGGCUGACGCCGCCCCCUGCUGACCUGCCCCUGGCAUUGCCAGCGCAUGGGCUAUGGAGCCGCCACAUCCUGCAGCAGACACUGAUGGAUGAGGGGCUGCGGCUCGCCCGCCUCGUCUCCCAUGAUCGCGUGGGCCGCCUCAGCCCCUGUGUGCCUGCGAAGCCGCCUCUCGCAGAAUUCGAGGAAGGCUUGCUGGACCGAUGCCCGGCCCCAGGACCUCAUCCCGCUCUGGUGGAGGGUCGUAGGAGCAGUGUGAAAGUGGAGGCCGAAGCCAGCCGGCAGUGAGAGUGGGGAUGUCUCAGGCCCAGGACCCAGACUUCUGGCUCACUCAGACCCCCAUAUUCUCCAUCCUUGAACUCUAGUCACCACCCUAGAAGGAUCCUUCUGCUGCCCUUCUGCCACCCAUCUGCCCCAUGGGCACAGGACUAUGGGGCUUCAAGCAAUAACAAGCAGGGGCCUGGCCAGAGGACACUAGGAGGGUGCAAGGUGCGCCCUCACCCGGCUCAGGGGCAUGGACUUUGCCUACAGCCUGCUGGGGCUCUCCCUACACACACACAGACACACACACACAGACACACACACACUCUCCCUCUCUCUCUCCAAUCGGCGGCCACCAGUGGUAUGAACAGGCUGGGAUCAGCUUGGAUGUGGGGGAAAGAACUUCCUGAGAAGGUCUAGCAGUUGAAAAUGGCUCUGUUCGCCCUGAUACUGGGGUCUCCUGGAAAACUGGAUCUCCCCAUCCCCAUUUUUUUUUUUGUGCUUCUAGUCUGUUUCUUUUAAUUUAACAAGUGCUGCGGUUUGCCCACCCAUCCUCAUCACCCCCCCUCCCAGCAGUUCGUUCUUGUACUGUGUGUGAGGGCUCCCCACAGUUCCCUCCACCAGCCUCUUAGAGGCCUGGGUUAGACCCUGGGUCUCCUCAGUCCAGCAGGAGGACUGCAGCACCUGUCAAACUCUUAGAGUGUCUUUCUUUUCAGAUUGUGUACAGUAGAUUAUUUAUUUUGUUAUUUUGGAAUAAAAUUUAUUUUAUGGCUUAGGA